Molecule: messenger RNA, 678 nt
Organism: Didymodactylos carnosus
Lineage: Eukaryota; Metazoa; Rotifera; Eurotatoria; Philodinida; Philodinidae
Source: the annotation of a GenBank genome assembly
AUGUUUUCGUUUUUGGUCAUUGAACAUACCCUCGAUCAGAAUCGAUCAUACAAAGAUUGUAUUAUCGCUCCGGAUAUUGACACAGAUAUCGAUGAUCAUCUUUUUUAUUGUCUUCGACGAGACGAUUUAUUCGGUGAAUCUCCUUCAAAUCGUUGUUAUGCUGAUGUUCAAAUCACAUUCAAAGAAUUAUCUGCAUCAAAUAUCAGCACUUGUGAUUUAUUACAGUGGCAUGUUCCGGUCGAUCUUGCCGAUUUCUAUGGUGCAAUUCUAUCAAAUGAUUCUGACAACGAUAUUGGAAAUCACAGUGAACGGUGUUUAGAUUAUCGCGAUAUAUGCGACGGAGAAUUUGAUACAAUAAAUGGUGAAGAUGAAUUCUAUUGUGAUCAAAUCGAAACCAAUAUUUGUGCUAACAAUCAAUUCCGUUGUUGGAAUGGCCUUUGUAUUGAUCAUCAAUUUCUUUUCGAUGGUCAAGGUGAUUGUACCGAUUUGAGUGAUGAACAGAAUUUACUAAUUCAUCAUAAACAUGUUAAUUUCCAAGCAUGCUAUAAACAAGCCAGUUUCGAUUGUGAUGAACAUUGGUGUGGACGUAAAAUGAUUUCCUGUGGCGAUGGUGAAUGUAUUCCAUGGUCACAACGUUUCUGGAAUGAAUAUGAUUGUCAUAAUUAUUAUACACAUUAG